Coffea arabica (coffee) is the source of this 1663-nucleotide messenger RNA. The record is from RefSeq and is a predicted model, not a curated record. NCBI's taxonomy places the organism in Eukaryota, Viridiplantae, Streptophyta, Magnoliopsida, Gentianales, Rubiaceae.
UCCCCUCCACCAAAACACACACUAACACACACUAAACCCAAGGAAAAGAGCCAUGGAUAUGGAUUUUCCAGACCUACAAGAGCUAGAAUGGCUUGAAGCCAACAACUCUAACUUCCAAGACGACGUCGAUUUCGACCUUGAUUUCCCUCCAGAACCUCCAUCUCCACCAUCCGAGCUCGAGCCACUACGGGAUUCACCUGAACCCAAAAUCCCUUCUUUUAAACCCACUUUAUCUCUCCCACCAAAACCCUCCCCAAUCAAAACCCAAACCAACCUCAAGAAAAGAUUCCGACCUGAUUUGAGCCCGGAUUUGAUUGACCGUGGAGAUGGGCGUCCGACUGGUGACCCAGAGGAGAAGCGGAGUAGAGUUGAUAAUGCGGACGAUGAGGAGGAUGAGGAUUGGCUUAGGUACCAUCCCCCGCGGCCGGUGGCUGGAAAUGUGGAUGCUGGCUUGGCAAUGUCGGAGUCAGAGGAGGUGGAGGAGCGGGUUUUGUCCAGGUAUGCGACGGAGAUAGACGGGGAUUACCUCCCGAUUACGGGGUUGGAUGGGGAGAGGGUUUAUGCAAAGAUUUGUGGGGUCGAAUGUGAGGACAGAGUGAAGAAGUUAGAUAUGAGGGGCGAUCAUAAUGGUCUCUCGCGGGAACCUAUUAGAGUUUUAAUGCAGAGAGUGGAGCAAGGUGAAUUCUCAAAGGCUUUGCAAGCUAGUGUUGAAGUUGAAAAUGAUGUCAAUUUGUCACCAGCACCAGUUGAUCCAGAGCAGCUUUGGGUGGACAAAUAUGCCCCAAAUACUUUUAUGGAGCUUCUCAGUGAUGAACACACAAAUCGUGAGGUACUCCUCUGGUUGAAACAAUGGGAUUCAAGUGUGUUCGGAUCUGAAAUUAAGAGUACAGCAGAUGAUACUUUGUCUGCUCUGAAACGACAUUCCUCUGCUGUCAAACACUCGAAGUUUCAUGCUAGGAACUCUUUUGGAAGUAAUCGAGAAACCAAAUUGAGCAAAGAAAAUUUCAGAACUCAUAAUUAUCAGAAUCAAGAAAAAAAUCAAUCAAAUGAUAUUCAAGAAAUGUGGGAGAAGAAGCAGAAAACAGUUGGUCAUCCAGAACAAAAGAUUCUUUUGCUCUGUGGUCCUCCUGGCUUGGGGAAAACAACAUUGGCGCAUGUAGCUGCUAGACAUUGUGGGUACCGCGUGGUGGAGAUUAAUGCUAGUGAUGAUCGGUCGGCGUCAACAAUUGAAACCAAAAUCCUUGAUGUGGUUCAGAUGAACUCUGUAGUUUCUGAUUCCAAGCCAAAAUGUUUGAUUAUUGAUGAAAUUGAUGGUGCUCUUGGUGAGGGCAAGGGUGCUGUUGAUGUCAUUCUAAAGAUGGUUUCUGCUGAAAGAAAAUCUGAUAGUGGAAAAGAAAUUAGAGGUCAAGAGGAACAUUCUGGACCGAGAUCUUCCAAGAAGCAGAAAAACACAUCCUUGUUAAGACCUGUGAUUUGUAUCUGUAAUGAUUUAUAUGCACCUGUCUUAAGGCCACUGCGUCAGGUGGCAAAGGUUCAAUCAUUUGUGCAGCCAACUGUGAACCGUGUUGUAAACAGGCUCAAGUAUAUAUGCAACAAGGAAGGGGUGAAGACAAAUUCCAUUUCUCUAACAGCACUGGCAGAAUAUACUGGUUCUUCAUCAUAA